This is a messenger RNA of Corylus avellana, 808 nucleotides long. The record is from RefSeq and is a predicted model, not a curated record. NCBI's taxonomy places the organism in Eukaryota, Viridiplantae, Streptophyta, Magnoliopsida, Fagales, Betulaceae.
AAAGAAAAAAGCGUCCACGGAAAAACCUCCGUCAAAUCCCUAUACGUUCUUGCUCUUUCUCUCUCUCUCGCACUCCGCAGACCUCCCGGCGGCUAGAGAAGCGAAAUCCUUCUCUCUGUUUCCUUGUAUUUGCUCUUUUGUUCAAAUCGAGAGCAACAGAAGACUUAAUUUGGGAAGUUGAUGGCUUCGAAGUUGCGGCAGUUGCAAUCUAAGGCUUGUCAAGCGUCUCAGCUUGUCUCCAAGCAUGGAGGUGCUUACUACAAGCAGUUGUUGGAGCAGAACAAGCAAUACAUUCAGGAGCCACCUACAGUGGAGAAAUGCAACCUCUUGUCAAAGCAAUUGUUUUACACUCGCCUUGCUAGUAUUCCUGGUCGUUACGAGUCAUUUUGGAAGGAACUUGAUUACGUCAAGCAUAUAUGGAAGAACAGGCAGGAGCUGAAGGUCGAAGAUGCUGGCAUUGCUGCUUUGUUUGGGCUGGAAUGCUUCGCAUGGUAUUGUGCUGGUGAGAUUGUGGGAAGGGGUUUUACCUUCACUGGUUACCAUGUCUGAGAAUAACCACCGUUUAAGGGGUUUGUAUUUGUAAGUUUCUCUUGUUAUUUUGGUGAUCUGAAUCGCGGGAAUCCUGCAUCGAAAUUUUUGUUCUUCCAAAUUUUUGAAGCUGAGAAGUCGGUUGGAAUCUCUGGUAGCAUUAAUAAUCCAUGCGUUUGAAAUAAAUUCUUAUGCACCUUGCUGUUGUUUUGUUAUCUUUGUUGGAAGCUACUGCUGCUGAUGAAUCAAUAUGAUACACAUGUAUUGAUUUGCUGUUUUA